Messenger RNA from Populus trichocarpa (black cottonwood), 2065 nucleotides. Its product is annotated as tubulin beta-5 chain. NCBI's taxonomy places the organism in Eukaryota, Viridiplantae, Streptophyta, Magnoliopsida, Malpighiales, Salicaceae. The transcript has 3 exons. Gene Ontology annotation, biological process: microtubule cytoskeleton organization; mitotic cell cycle. Bases 431 to 1765 code for a protein of 444 amino acids. Gene Ontology annotation, cellular component: cytoplasm; microtubule. The record is from RefSeq and is a predicted model, not a curated record. Gene Ontology annotation, molecular function: structural constituent of cytoskeleton; GTP binding; GTPase activity.
AUUGUCACCAAAGCAAUGAACCACAACAUCAACUACUAUGCUAUCUUUAUUUGCUACCAAAAGCGACAAACUGUAGGCCUCUUAAGCCGGCAAUGCUGCAGCCUCCGCCACCAAAUGGCAACUAUGCACACAAUAAAUCCCCCCAUUAACGGACAACACUCGAGCCAUCUUUAGCCAGACGGACAAUCUUCAACCAUCCGAUCACUCACCCAAAUUCUAAUCCUCACCCUUCAUCUCAACAUCACAAGCCAAGGACGUUCAUGUAAUUCUCACAAGAGGAAAUGGAGGAUCUUUUUGUUUUCUUUGUAUAAAUAACCCCACCGUGACUCCUCCAUUUCAAGCCCCUUCAGGAAGAGUUCAGUUUUCUGUUAUAAUAUCUCAACACUACUCCCAUUCUGCCCUCGGGCUACGAGCUUCCAAUUAGACCACCAUGCGUGAGAUUCUUCACAUUCAAGGAGGGCAAUGUGGGAACCAAAUUGGAUCAAAAUUCUGGGAGGUGGUUUGUGAUGAACAUGGGAUUGAUCCAACCGGCCAGUACAUCGGAAAGACGGACUUACAGCUAGAGAGAGUGAAUGUGUAUUACAAUGAGGCUAGUAACGGCCGGUAUGUGCCACGGGCUGUUCUUAUGGACCUUGAGCCUGGCACUAUGGACAGCGUCAGGACCGGUCCAUACGGGCAGAUUUUCCGGCCUGAUAAUUUCGUUUUCGGGCAAUCGGGGGCAGGAAACAAUUGGGCUAAAGGCCAUUACACCGAGGGUGCUGAGCUUAUUGACUCGGUCCUGGAUGUUGUCAGGAAAGAGGCUGAGAAUUGUGACUGCUUACAAGGAUUUCAAGUAUGCCACUCCCUUGGUGGGGGAACUGGGUCUGGAAUGGGAACUUUGCUGAUUUCAAAAAUCAGAGAAGAGUUCCCGGAUAGAAUGAUGCUCACAUUCUCUGUGUUCCCAUCUCCCAAAGUGUCGGACACAGUCGUGGAGCCUUACAAUGCUACCCUUUCUGUUCAUCAACUUGUGGAGAAUGCUGAUGAAUGUAUGGUUCUUGACAAUGAAGCACUAUAUGAUAUCUGCUUCAGGACUCUCAAACUCACUACCCCAAGCUUUGGAGACUUGAAUCAUCUGAUUUCAGGAACGAUGAGUGGUGUUACUUGUUGCUUGCGCUUUCCGGGUCAGCUUAACUCAGACCUGAGAAAACUAGCUGUGAACUUAAUCCCAUUCCCAAGGCUUCACUUUUUCAUGGUGGGGUUUGCUCCUCUGACAUCUAGAGGAUCACAGCAGUACCGCUCUCUCACUGUCCCUGAGCUCACCCAACAAAUGUGGGAUGCCAAGAACAUGAUGUGUGCAGCUGAUCCUCGACACGGGCGUUACCUCACAGCAUCAGCUAUGUUUAGAGGCAAAAUGAGUACAAAAGAAGUCGAUGAGCAAAUUAUCAAUGUGCAGAACAAAAACUCAUCUUACUUUGUGGAAUGGAUACCAAACAAUGUGAAGUCUAGUGUUUGCGAUAUCCCACCAAAAGGGCUUUCAAUGGCUUCAACUUUCGUUGGCAAUUCAACUUCCAUACAGGAGAUGUUUAGGAGAGUGAGUGAGCAGUUCACAGCAAUGUUUAGGAGAAAGGCCUUCUUGCAUUGGUACACAGGAGAAGGAAUGGAUGAAAUGGAGUUCACUGAAGCUGAGAGCAACAUGAAUGAUCUUGUUGCUGAGUAUCAACAGUACCAAGAUGCCACUACUGAAGAAGAUAUUGAGUAUGAGGAGGAGGAUGGAGUCGAAAACUGAAGGUGUUCAGCUAUUUUGCUGCUUCGUAUGCUGUGUGCUGCAGUAAAUCGAUAGGUUUUGUUUUUAUAUUUCAAAUGUUGUGAAGACAGUGAUGAAUGUUUGUGUGAUUUGCAUGCAUUCCCUAAGAAUGACUCUCUCAAUAAGAGCAAUGGUAUUGUAGUAGUGCUGCUCUGCUUAAGCCACUCUAGUAACUUGCUUCAAGAGAACAAGGCAUAAAACCUCUUGUAUCAGGCUGUUUUUGGCCUUUUAGUUUGACGAAAAAAAUGGAGAACUAGGUGAUGAGUUGCCUACAUUCUUCAA